CAGUGGUAGCAGCGGGCGCGGCUGCCAGUUCAAACGUCGAUGUCCGUGAGUGAGAGAGUGAGUGUGAGAGUGUACCGCAUUCACGCGUGUGACUGCAGCGAGCCUAACCGCUACUUCCUCUCUAUAUAUAUGUGUGAGGGCGGUAACACGCCGAGGUAUCGCUGGCGGGGAUCGUAGCAUCGUCCACCGACUCUGACCGAGUAUAAAGUUAUAUACGAGUUACAACUGCGUUCGUCAUCAGAAGCGUGUGUAAGGGGCGGUGUUGUUCUACGCAGGGCGGUCUACAGCAGCAGCCGACACAGGGGCUGAGGAAGGCGGAUACACAUCUAUAAACCUACUACGCAUGAACGCGAGUAGAUACAGUUAAUUUCAUCAACACCGGUUAGACAUCGAAGACACGUACGUAUGUUACUAUAUGUAUGUAUAAACUCGGAUAUAUCUCCAGGAAUGGUCAUACAUCGAAAUACGCGUGUGUAUUGACUGACGUUGGUCGCACAGGCUGGUUCGGAUAACUACGGCUUGCUGUGGUAAUCGUCUUCUUGCUCCGACCAUCGUCGCCAUCAUCCCAGCAACCGCCCGAUGUCACCAACGUCGACUCUCGUGCACGCGUGAUUAGUAUCCGCGUGCGUGCGUGCGUGCGUGCGUGCGUGCGUGCGUGCGUGUGAAGCACACACACGCGCAUCUGUGCUAGGAGGCGGUGUGGGACAUGGCCGGACGCGCGCCGGACGGUUGCAGCAUUCACGGAGUAUCCACGACAACGAACCAAAGGAAGCAGGAAGCCAUACUGUAGCCGCUCGCAGCGACGAUGGCUAGGGAGCUAGGAAGCUGCCUGCUCCUGAUCCUCAUGACUGGAGCAGCAGUGAGUCAAGACUUUAAGACGGCGGCGGUGUGUGAGGGAUCGACGCAGAUCAUCGCCUGCUGGAGCGAUGAGAUGAUGCUGGUGGAGCAUGCGUACUACGACGCCAUCAUCCGUCCUGGCAACGCCUGCCACAGCAACCAGGGAAGCAGUAAUUGUGUGAACGACAUCACGGAGCCGGUGCGUAAGAAGUGCUCGGGCUACGCUAGCUGUGUACUGAAGCUGCCCAGCCUACCCUUCCCCAACACGUGCGGACCCUAGGAGUAUUGACAGGACGUGCGCACACACGACCCUCUCACGCAAGCUGAACUAUGUUCAGAGUGCCGGCUACCCCAUCAGAUACAGACCCAACUCUGACUGCAAGUGGGUGGUGAGGAACGCGCAGGAAGAGCGCAUGCGCGUGACCCUGUAUGACCUUCAUCUGGAGACCAAGGACACGUCCAACCAGUGCCAGGACUAUGUCAAGAUUGAGAAAAAGGACAGCCGUGACCAGGUGAUGCUGUGUGGAGCGCACAAGCACUUCAUCGUCGAGACUAAAGCCAAAGACGUGGAGAUCGCCUUCCACUCUGACAGAGAGGGGACGUACGGCCGCGGUUUCUUCCUAGGAGUGGAGGUUGGCGUGCGAGAGUCUGUGAUUCCGCUGUGGCUGCGGAAUGGAGACGGAGGCUGGGUGACGUGGAACGGGGCCACAGACGAUCACAGGACAGCAGGACUAGGAGGCCAUCUGAUUGCGGUCAUCAUUCUGGUACCUCUCUUCAUCAUACUGCUAUGUAUCUGCUGCAUAUGUCUACUCUGCUGCUACAAAAAGCGGAGGGAACGCAAGAAGAAGUCACCGCAGGAGAAGGAUAAUGAGAAGGAAGACGAUGACACUGGCGAGAAGAAACUUCCCACCAGCCAAGAUGAGUUCUCACCGAGAGACAAUGACGGAGACGAGCCUCGUGGUCCUGACCAUGGCACAGACGGGGAGCCCACCAUGAGGAAGAAGAAACCCAGGGGUCAUCCACCUGAUGGUGAGGAGCCAGGGAGAGGAAGGAGAAGCGCGCCAUCAGCACCCCCUGACGACCAGUAUCCCCAAGAUCCCCAUCGCGUGUCGGAAUCGCCGCGGGGCCAGCGUCCGCCCGUGAUGAGACCCGGAUUCCGUCUUCCUCCCGGAUACCCGCACGACCCUGAUCCCCGGGGACGACCUCUCGACCCCGAUGACAGACCGCAGGAGCAGACGCCUCGCGGUGACCUUCCCCGCCGCCGUCCUCCGCACGACGACGACGGCGAACCCACGUCGCCCGACCAGGAGGCGCCACCGGCGUACGACCUCGCGACCCCGCCUGCCGGCUACCCCGGGGGUCCCGUGUUCCCGGGGAGAGGCCCCGACCACGCCCCCGUCAAGUCCCCGCGAGAGAGACUCCCAGAGUACGACCUGGGUACCCCGCCCGCCGGCUACCCCGGGGGUCCUACCUACCCCGGGGGUCCCUGGCAACCAGAGAGGGACGCGCCGCAGGGUCAGGCACCCGUGAAGUCUCCUCGGGAGCGGCUGCCUGAGUACGAUCUCGCGACCCCGCCCGCGGGAUACCCCGGGGGUCCCGGCUAUCCCGGCGGUGACCCCCCGCGAGGUCACGACCCCAUCCGCUCCCCGCGCGAGAACGUGCCGGCGUACGACCUCGCGACCCCGCCCGCGGGAUACCCCGGGGGUCCCGGCUACCUGGAGCCUCCGUCGCAGUUCCCGUGGCCGGCAGGGGAGCCGGGGACGCACCGGGAACCCCUGAAGGAGGAGCCACGCGAUCCGAAAAGGUACCCGGACAGUCCGGACCCGUUUGCGGACGAACGCGGGCCGCCGCACCGCGCUCCGCACCACCGCCGCUCGCCGCGCACCCCGACCCCGCCCGUCUCGCCCAAGAUGCGGUACCGCGCGCGGCCCCCGCCCGGCGGCCCCUUCUACGACAACCCGCUCUUCCCGGGGGAGUCGCUGCCAGACGAGAUCCCGCCGCGCUUCCUGAGCGGGCCGCCGCAGACGAGUCGCUCGGAGCCGGACCUCCUGGACGACGACAGCGGACCGAACAUCUGGAGCUGCGGGAGCCAGUGCUUCUCCUUCCCGGACAACCUCGAUGACGCGGGACGCGGCGACGACGACGACGGUCACUUCACGCCGGGAGGUCACUCCCACGGUAGACCGAGCGGUCACUCGCACGGUAGACCUAGCGGUCAUUCCCAUGGCCGCCCUAGUGGUCACUCGCACGCCAGGCCGGGCCACACCCGGUCGCUGCCACGGGAGAGCACGGAGCUGAGCCACCGAGGCGUGGACCCGAUCCCGUCAUUCAGCGGCGGCCCCGCGCGGCAAGGCAGGAAGGACACGGAGGUGUGA
Priapulus caudatus is the source of this 3212-nucleotide messenger RNA. Its product is annotated as trithorax group protein osa-like. NCBI's taxonomy places the organism in Eukaryota, Metazoa, Priapulida, Priapulimorpha, Priapulimorphida, Priapulidae. Gene Ontology annotation, molecular function: serine-type endopeptidase activity. The record is from RefSeq and is a predicted model, not a curated record.